Messenger RNA from Clupea harengus (Atlantic herring), 665 nucleotides. It is a transcript of the gene cenpw, whose product is annotated as centromere protein W. The record is from RefSeq and is a predicted model, not a curated record. Gene Ontology annotation, biological process: mitotic cell cycle; kinetochore assembly; chromosome segregation. Lineage: Eukaryota; Metazoa; Chordata; Actinopteri; Clupeiformes; Clupeidae. Gene Ontology annotation, cellular component: nucleoplasm; kinetochore. Gene Ontology annotation, molecular function: protein heterodimerization activity; DNA binding.
GUGACGUGCUACGUCAUAAACACGAGCCGGUAGUGAAUGCGCGGCAGAUUGAAAAAUUGAAACGCAGAAACCUUUGGAUUUUGUUUUCAAUUUACUCGGCUUUUUUUAUUUUUUAUUUCCAACGAUCUCGAAAGUAAAGACAAAAUGCCGAAUAAAGUACCAAGAAAACCCAUCAAAAAUAUCCUGAAAGAGAACACCAACAUGCGUAUGGGUGCUAAUACAGAUUUGAUGGUGCAGCUGGACCUGCUGCUGUUUCUCCAUCGGCUGACUGAGGAGGCGCGGGCCAAAGCCUUCGAGGAGAAAUCAGCCACCAUCAAAGCUCACCACGUCCAAGCCGUCGCCAAGAAAGUUCUCAAGAGUCUCCGGGGAUGACUGCAAAGGGAGGAGCCUCCUCUUCAUCUUCUGAUGGCCAGUCGUGGCCCGAAGUCCCCUGUAAUGGUCUGCUUUGAUCAUACAAUCCUAGUAACACAGGGGCAGCUUUUACAUUUAUUAUUUAAAGUUUGCUUUCUAGGGAACUGCUUUUGUGUGUUUUUAUUCAACAGUAAUCUUCAAUAUGACAGGAAACCAAGGCAAUGGCUGAUACCAUCAUUGCAACACUCCAUUGAAGAAUUUUCUGUAUUCUAUGAUUAUUUCAUGCUUGUAAAUAAACAAUUUCUUGCAUUUCA